GAAGAUAUACUCUAUGCCAAAGUCGUCGUUCAUGGUCGUCGGUUUAGUUCCCGCCUCCGUCUCCAUUCCGUCUUUCACUUCAUCUCUCUCCUCCAUGUUCACAGUCGAUUUGCAGAAGCAACCACUACGAAUUACGAAAUGCUUCUCUCUCAUCUGACAGAAUUCUCUUCUUGAGCUGCAGCGGAUUCAAUCAACGGAAAGGCCUGUAUGAUUAUCUAUCCCUCUCUGCUCUAUGGUGUUUUCUACUGGAUUCAAUCCUUAAUUUUCCCUGCUUAGAGACAACCCAGACCUCUGAGUUUCUCACCCUUCGUUUCCAAUCUUUGGCUAUUUCAAAUUCAAUCGUUUCAGCCCUCGUUCUUUCUGUCUGAUGUUGCAGUUUAGCCCUUAUAAAUUCUUAUUUUACUUGCUACUUCUCGGCUGUACAUGUUUCUGAAGUCGGCACUGUUUUGAGAUUCAGUCGUCACGGACUCUGUUCUUUCUUCCAAUACAGGUUCUCCUCUACGAAAUGUGGUCCAGUGGAAGAAUCUGUGGCUCUCCAAAUUGUAAUGACGAUGAUCCGUUUGGAAAGAACAAGAAACAGAAAACAUACAGUGCAGCGCAAUGGGAUGGUGCUGCUUCUACUUCUGCUUCCGACUCUGCCUAUUCUAGUUCCCAAUCCUUGCCAUGGGGAGAGUACGAGGUGUUCUUGAAUUUCAGAGGUCCGGACACUCGUUAUCAGAUUACUGAUAUCCUUUAUCGGUUUCUUGUUAACUUGAAAAUCCGUACUUUCAAGGAUGACGAUGAGCUCCGGAAAGGGGAAGGGAUAUGGCCCAAUCUCGUCAAGGCGAUCGAGCAAUCCAAAAUCUACCUUCCAAUCUUCUCGAAGAAUUAUGCUGAUAGCAAAUGGUGUCUUAGAGAGCUUGCCGCAAUUGUUGAACACCAAGAGAGAAACCAGGGUUGUAUCAUACUCCCCAUUUUCUAUAUGGUGGAUCCCAGGGACGUACGGCAACAAACUGGACCUUACCAAAAUGCAUUCCAGCAGCAUCAACAGAAUUUUGACGAAGUGAUCAUAGGAGUUUGGAAAGACGCUCUGAAUAAAGUUGGAGCUUCAAAAGGAUGGCAUGUUAAAAGCAACGAUGAGCAGGGGGCUAUAGCAGAUCUUGUUACUGGUGUUGUGUGGUCACUUCUAACUAAGAAUAGUAAUGUGUUAGAGACGGAUAAGUUGGUUGGAAUUGGUGGUCACAUAGAAGCUCUAAAAGAAAGAAUGGCCCUAGACUCUCCAGGUGUAACAAUUGUUGGCAUUUACGGUAUGGGUGGCAUUGGUAAGACCACUAUUUCAAAGGCUAUCUACAACGAAGUAUCUGCUCAAUUUGAUCGAUGUAGCUUUGUGGACAAUGUAAGAGAAAUGUUACAGCAAAAGAAUGGUGCUAUCAAUUUGCAAAAGCAUAUCAUCUCAAAUAUUCUAAGGGUGAAAUAUGAUGAAUCCAUUGCUAAUGCCAGUGAAGGGAUUGGAAUUAUAAGAGAUAGAAUUUCUCGUUUCAAAUCUCUUAUUGUUCUCGAUGACGUGGAUGAGAAGUUUGAAUUUGAUGAAAUCUUGGGAAACAUCAAAAGUUUUCUUUUGGGGAGUAGAUUCAUCAUUACGUCUAGAAAUGUUAGAGUUUUGAGUACUUUGACCGAUGAUUGCAAGUUGUAUAGAGUACGAGAAAUGAGUCAUCAUCAUUCACUCCAACUCUUCUGCAAUCAUGCAUUCAAAAGGGAUUCUCCUCCAUCAAACUUUGAGACUUUGUCAAAGGAUAUAGUACAUGUGGCAGCAGGACUUCCGUUGACACUGAAAGUUGUAGGGUCACUUUUAUUUCAAGAGGAAGAAGCGAUUUGGAAUGACAAGCUGAGACAGUUAAAAGAGAUUCCGGAGGAGAAGGUCGUGGAAAGGUUAAAGAUAAACUAUGAUACAUUAAAUGAAGAGGCGAAGCAGAUUUUUUUAGAUAUUGCUUGUUUCUUCAUUGGAGAGGACAAAGAGCUGCCUUCUUAUAUGUGGAGUGAUUGUGGCCUUUUCCCAAUAACUAAUAUCAAUAUUCUCAUACAGAGGUCAAUGAUUGAAAUUGUGGUUAAAGGAUCAGAAAAAAAGCUUUUGUUCCACAUGCAUGAUCAACUCAGAGAUAUGGGUAGGGAAAUUGUACGUCAAGAAAACAUAAGGCAUCCAUGGAAGAGAAGCAGGAUAUGGUCGAAGGGGAAAGCGCUGGACAUGUUAUAUAACCGAAAGGGAUCAAACCUAGUCGAGAGCAUUAGAAUACGCCACAAUGGUACUAAGCUUGGGAAGAUUCAGAAAGAGUGCUUCAUGAAUUUAUCAGAGUUGAGAUACUUGGAGAUAGAAGCGAGUAUGCUCAUUGACGACUUCAGUAAUUACGUUCCAAGUUUAAGAUGGCUUCGGUGGUCAAUAGGGUUCUCUGAGUAUAUUCCUAAGUUUAGUGUGGAAAAUUUGGUGAUUUUUGAAGUUUUAGGCUUUGUGAGAGAUAUGUCGGAAGCUUUGAGGCAUAUCAAGAUUGCAAGCAAGCUCAAAGUUCUGAAACUUUCGCGUUGCUGGCUGGAUGAAUUUCCUGACUUUCCACGUUCUGGGAGUCUCGAGAUAUUAGAUCUGAGGAAUUGCUUCCACCAUCCGCGGAUUCUUAAGGACCUGCAUAUUGGGAAUUUGGGUAAUCUAAAAGUGCUGCGUCUGCGUGAUUGUGGGGUAAGAGAGAUAGUAGGUGGAACCAUUGAGAAGAUGCCGUUUGAGAACCUAAAAGUGCUGCAUCUGCAGGAUUGUGGGGUGAGAGAGUUAACAUGUGGAACUUUUGGGAUGAUGCCAAUGGAGAACCUAAAAGUGCUGCAUCUGCUUCCAUCAUCUCUGACCACCCUCCUUAUUAUACAGUGUCCAAAACUAGAGUGGCUCCCUAAUCUAGAGAACCUAGAGAACUUGACUUACUUAUCCAUCGGUGGAUGUCCCUUCCUAAAGGAGAUCAUUGGUCUUGUAGGGCUGAAGUCAUUGGAAACUCUGCGUAUAUGUGAUAUGAAAGCUCUGCGCAAUGUGGACGGUUUUGAGAGUCUCUACUCUUUGAAAUCCUUGACACUGAGAUGUUGUGAUGCAUUGGAAAGACUGCCCAGCAUGGGGUCUUUGAGCAAUUUACUUAAUUUAUAUAUCUCUAACUGCCAUGGUCUCACAGAAAUCCAAGAUCUUGGAGGGCUGGAAUCUUUGCAAAUGCUUGACAUUCAUGAUGCAAAGAGUUUAAGUGGUCUCUUUGGCUUUGAAACUCUCCUGUCUCUUAACAAUCUAGAAAUUUUAAAGAUAGGUGGCUGUCCUCGUCUUACAUCAUUACUGUUCCAUGACCUUGAUGAUGGUUGCCAAUCCCAAGCAGCGGUACUCGACUCCUUACAGGAGCUAAACGUCUGUGGAACAACGCUAAUGCUGCAGAGCUUCUGUCGGAUGAUUCAGCUGUUAAUGUUCCCAAGUCUCACCGAGUUGACACUUGGAGGGGUGAAAAUUGGUAAUGGUUACACGGAACUACUGUUGGAUGGGCUCGAGUCUAUGGAAGGGUUGGUUAGACUGCAUUUGUAUGACUUAGCUUCAAUAAGGAUACUACCUUCCCUAUCAAAGCUGGGAAACUUGGAAAGGUUAACUGUAAAAAAUGCUCCAAAUCUGCAAGAGAUUGAGGGCCUUGGUGGUUUGAAAUCCUUGAAAGAGCUACAUCUCAUCAGAUGCACAUCAUUGGAAAGUGUGCCCGCAGAUGAGCUAUAUGGUUUGGAGAGAUUGGAAAGCCUGGACAUCCGUGGCUGCACAAACUUGAAAAAUCGAUCUUCCUUGAGAAAACUAGAGCCAACAGUAAAGAUACAGUGGCCUAAUUCUGGCCACACAGUACGCGGUGUGUAAUCUGUUUCCUUAACUUCUUCAAAUAUUGGAAUCUUUGAUGGCAAACGAAUCUCAGUCUUCAGGUACUGAAGGUAUCAUCCCCUGUCGUAUUUGUAGGUACCUUAAGUGUAGAAUUUGAAAAUCUUUUGUGUUCAGGGUUGUACAAGGUUUGCCAUAUGGCUUGACAAUGUUACUUAUAUUUCUCCUACUCUACAUCGUAGCUGGUCUAUCAGUUCAGCUUCUUCCUUUCUGAAAUAUCUCAGAUUUGUCAUUUCUGCAUACAUGGUCACUUUGUGCCUAUCAUCUUUCUCACUCGGGUGGGACAACGUAUCAUAUGUUCCAACCUGCUACCUUUCACUAAUCUCGACUCUCAAGGCUGGCUGAUAACCUUGAUAAGCUUGACCCGAUCCUUAGCUAUGCAUAUAAAAUUUUGAACUUUUGUGUCAAUUGUAGGAUGUCUAGUUAUCUGCUUGUGCCUCACUCAACAUUGUUCAAUUGGUUUAAACCAGUGAGUCAAAAGGCAAUAGUCACUGCCAUUUUUUCUUAAUGAACUGCAGUGGUGAUAACGUGAGUUCUUUCCCGCAGGUCUCAUUGCUUAGGGUACUAUCCCGAGUAAAGAACUCUGAAGAAGAGCGGUACGCAUACUCGACUAACUACAAAAGACACCAGCUGAUCGAUGAGACGAUGACAUAGAUUCUUUUUUUGUGGGUGGUGUCUGUAUCAGAUGAAGUAUUUCGACUUCCCCAUCAACAGUGUCAUUAGUGGAUGUGGCUACGAGAGAGAAUCUUCGAGCAUUGUGCUGCAGACAGACGCAGCAGUCCAUGGAGAAAACUUUGAUUUAGCUAUUAGUAGAAUGUCCACAUGGCCAAGAGUGAUGACUGAUUUGUGCUAUUUUGUUGAGUGAAUCGAACUAUUUGCUCACUUGCCCUUAAAUUUCCUACUAUAGCCGUAUUGAAUUAUGCAUCCGGUUUUAGUCUAUAUGGUCUAUGAUCAAACUGUUCAUGGUAGCCUCUCAGACCUGUAAUUUUACUAUUUUAGUUGAUUAGUUCUAUACUUCUACGACUCGGAGUAGAAAGUUUCAUUUUUCAUUUUUGUCUUACUCUAAAAAUACCUUGGCUGGUAAUGGGGGAUUUCAACCUCAUUACAGACUAUUUGGAGAAGAGCGGUAACCGAGACCCAGAUGCGAGAGAGAUGGAAAUGUUCAGGGAUACCUUGGAGCUUUGUCGAUUGGAAGAUUGUGGUUACUGUGGAAGGACCUUGGGAGAAUAAUCGAGCUGACCAAGAUUAUACUGAGGAGAGGCUGGACAGGGUAGUGGGAAACACAGAGUGGAGGGAGUGCUAUCCCACUAUGCGUGUCUAUCAUUUAGAGAGAUGUGGCUCUGACCAUAUGCCAAUUCAGAUGAAAUUAGAUCUGGAAGAAGAUGAUAUUAAUUGGGGGUGGUCUUUCCGCUACGAGCCUUAUUGGGAGAGGCAUGAGGACUGUUCAAAAGUUAUUGCAAAAGCGUGGCACCAGCAAGGGGAAGUUAGUUCUAUGGAUCGAAUUAAAAACUGUGAGGAUAAAUUGCUUUCUUGGAGUAAAGAAGUCUUUGGCUCGCUGAAACAGAGGAGAAAAAAGGCGGAGAAAGCCCUUCAAGCCUUGGAAAAGAGGAAGAAAACAAAAGAGACACUACAACAGAAAAGAAUAAUUGAGCAAGAGCUCAAUGAUGCAAUCCUCCAAGAGGAAUUGAAAUGGAAGCAACGCUCCCGUGCAGAUUGGUUGAAGGAAGGGGACCUGAAUACUGGAUAUUUCCACAGGAAAGCCUCGAAAAGAAGGAGAAAAAACACGAUUAGGAGGUAACAGGAUGAAUCAGGCCAGACAUUUAUCGGCCAACAAGAGGUGUCUAACUGUCUAGUUAGAUAUAUAAAAAAUAUGUUCGCAA
Molecule: messenger RNA, 5778 nt
Organism: Linum trigynum
Lineage: Eukaryota; Viridiplantae; Streptophyta; Magnoliopsida; Malpighiales; Linaceae
Source: the annotation of a GenBank genome assembly